Messenger RNA from Dromaius novaehollandiae (emu), 2191 nucleotides. It is a transcript of the gene NECTIN2, whose product is annotated as nectin cell adhesion molecule 2. NCBI's taxonomy places the organism in Eukaryota, Metazoa, Chordata, Aves, Casuariiformes, Dromaiidae. Bases 117 to 1577 code for a protein of 486 amino acids. The transcript has 8 exons. The record is from RefSeq and is a predicted model, not a curated record.
GGUACCUGGCGGUACCGGGCGGGCGGGGCGCGGCCGGACAGAGCGGGGCCGGCGCGGAGGCAGCGGAGCCGGGGCCGGGGCCGGGCCAGGCCGGGCUGCAGCCGACGCCGCAGCCCAUGGGCGCCCCCGGCGCGGCCGCCCUGCUGCUGCUGGGCGGCCUGCUCUGCGGGGCCGGCGGCCAGCGGGUGCAGGUGCAGGAGGAGGUGGUGGCGCUGGCGGGCGAGGACGCGGUGCUGCCCUGCGUGCUGGGCGCCGCCGGCCCCGACCUCAAGGUGAGCCAGGUGACGUGGGUGCGGGCCGGCCGCGGCGGGCGGCAGAACGUGGCGGUGCUGCACCCGCGCCUGGCGCCCAGCUUCCCCGGCGCCGGUGCCGGCGGGCGCCUGCGCUUCCAGGGCCGCUCGCUGCAGGACGCCACGCUGCUGCUGGGGCCGCUGCGCCUCGACGACCAGGGCGUCUACACCUGCGAGUUCGCCACCUACCCCGACGGCAACCAGGGCGCCAGCACCCGCCUGCUGGUGCUGGCCAAGCCCGAGAACCGUGCGGAGCGGCGGGAGGUGGCUGCCGGCAGCGUCCCCACGCCAGUGGCCACCUGCACGGCGGCCGGCGGCCACCCGGCCGCCAACAUCUCCUGGGAGUCGCCGGUGCCGGGGACCGCGGAGGCCUCGGCCGAGGCGGCCGCCGACGGCGCCGUCACUGUCACCAGCCGCUUCAGCAUCGUCCCCACCCGGGCGGCCGACGGGCAGCGCCUGGCCUGCGUCGUCAGCCACCCCAGCCUGCCGCAGCCCGAGAGCCUCCCCGUCACCCUCUCCGUGCUCUACCCCCCCGUGGCCUCCAUCAGCGGCUACGACCACAACUGGUACCUGCAGCGGCGCGAAGCGGCACUGCACUGCGACGCCGUGGGCAACCCUGCGCCCACCACCUUUGCCUGGAGCACGUCGUCGGGGCUGCUGCCGCCCUCGGCGGAGGCGCGGGGCAGCCGGCUGCUGGUGCACACGGUGGAUCUGCUGGCCAACACCACCUUCAUCUGCCGCGCGUCCAACGCCCUGGGCAGCGCCGCCGCCCGGCAGCCCGUCCUGGUUCUGGCGCAGCCCCGGACGGACGGGGCCGGUGCCACCGGCGGCAUCAUCGGCGGCAUCGUCGCCGGCAUCGUGGCCACGGCCGUGGUGGCCACCGGCGUCGUGAUCUGCCGCCAGCAGCGCAAGAACCGCACGGCCCGCGGCGACGACAGCCUUGACGAGCCCCCCCCGUACAAACCGCCCCCCCCCCACGAGAAGCUGCAGGAGCCGCCGUGGGCCCCCGAGCGCCAGCUCCUGCCACUGCAGCCGCUCGGCCCAGAGCCACCGGACGAGGCCGGAGGGACCCUGGCGUCUGGGCAGGCGCUGCCGCGGUACCACGAGCUGCCCACGGCCGAGGAGCCGGACGGGGACGGGGACGAGGACAGGGACGAGGACAAGGACAGGGACGGGGACGGCAGCUACAUGGAGCAGCUGAACCCGCUAUAUGAGGAGCUGGGCAGCGAUGGGGACGCAGCCGCCCCGGCCCAGGGCUUCGUCAUGUCACCCGCAGUCUAUGUCUGAGCCACCCCGAAUCCGUGGGGCUGGGGAACGGCCCCGAAUCCGUGGGGCUGGGGAGCUGCCUGGCCCCGAACCUUGAACCCGUGGGGCUGGGGAACGGCCCCCAAUCCGUGGGGCUGGGGAGCUGCCUGGCCCCGAACCUUGAACCCGUGGGGCUGGGGAACGGCCCCCAAUCCGUGGGGCUGGGGAGCUGCCUGGCCCCGAACCUUGAACCCGUGGGGCUGGGGAACGGCCCCCAAUCCGUGGGGCUGGGGAGCUGCCCAGCAGGGGUCCAGGCCCUGCGGCCCCCACGGCCGGUUGCGGCCCCCACGGCAGGUUCGGGCCCCACGGCUAGUUGUGGCCCCACGGCCGGUGGUGACUCUGGCACGCUGGACCCCGCCAGCGCUGUGGGGCCGGGUCGGAGUUUGGGAUCCGGCCAUGGGGUUGGGACAGGGGAGGGCUUGAGCCAGGUUUGGGGUUGGACUUUGGGUUGGGGGCCAGGUUUGAGGGGUUGGGGCUGGGUUUGGGGCUGGGUUUGAGCUCAGAUUUGGGGGGGCUUGGGCUCAGGUUUGGGCUCAGGCUUGGGGCUCUCGCGGUUCCUCCCAAUAAAGUUCUUGACGGCGCUGCCGCGUCUGGGA